AUGGCACAAGAGCAACAAGGAGCUGCUUUUGAGCUCAUGUCAGGUUCCGAUGUGAUGCGCAUGACGGUCUUUGGGGAGGUAGAUAUCCACGCCGGCGGCAUCCGCCUCCCGCCGGGUAUCCGCGCUCGCCAAGCCGAGGGCGACGGCGACGAUGUAGGGAUCGAGUACGGCGGCGGACGAGCAAGACAGGAAGCCAACAACUUCCCGCUACCAGCGGUAAGGGCUCCCGCGGUGGAGGCUGCUGACCAGGCAUUGUUCCGACCGGAACCUCCGAAUGAGCGAGGCGUGGCCAGCGAGGCGUGGCCAGCAGGCGUGGAGAGCCGCGAGCAUUCCACGGCGACCAGCAACAUACCGCAGAAGAUACGGGGAGGGCCAAACCCCUUUUGA
Molecule: messenger RNA, 387 nt
Organism: Clonostachys rhizophaga
Lineage: Eukaryota; Fungi; Ascomycota; Sordariomycetes; Hypocreales; Bionectriaceae
Source: the annotation of a GenBank genome assembly